Suillus subalutaceus is the source of this 1589-nucleotide messenger RNA. RefSeq lists its product as uncharacterized. Lineage: Eukaryota; Fungi; Basidiomycota; Agaricomycetes; Boletales; Suillaceae. The coding region runs from base 89 to 1270 and encodes 393 amino acids. The transcript has 3 exons. The record is from RefSeq and is a predicted model, not a curated record.
GAAAGAAAGAAAUCUAUAUAACGCGUCCAAGUUAACAUCCAGUGCAAAUCUACCUUACCCUAAUCCCUGCACACAAGUUCACUUCGCCAUGGCGUCCACUAUCAUCUAUCGUCGUCAGUCUAUGGCGACUCUCUACGAGAAACUUCGCGCUCAAGACGGGGAAGAUCAUAUGGCUUGGCUUGCCGAAGUUACCGCCGAGUUCGACACAGAAGAACUUGUUCCUUCUGUCCCAAGUCCACCUUCAGUUAUUUCAUCUGGUUCAUCUUCAGCCUCCUCUUCACCUCAAAACUCAAUAACUUCUUUGGACUCUAAUGAUCAAUCUGAAGGCGAAUCCGACUCCGCCUCUGAUUCAGACUCGGAGAUCGAACACAUUGAUAAUCCAGAUGGGAUUCUCUUUCAGAGUUAUGACCCUAUCCAAUAUGACCCCUCAGACUUUCUGGCCCACAAUCUCCAUCCAGUCACGGAUCUCCCUUAUAUCCCUCCCGUCGAGCUCGACUAUAAUCCUCCCGUUGAGUUCGACUAUAAUCCUCCACUCAACUUCGAGUGCGACGCGGAGUCCCAAGCCGCGCUUACAAUGGAACCCACUCCCCCAUCUUUCUUUGUUCCCCAGCUGGCUCCGCAACCCAUGUUCCCUACAGUAAACAACUCCUUGCCAUUUAUGACGCGCUCCACUCGUUCCUUCCUCAAGCGUAACGUUUCUAUUGCGCUCCACGAUUUGGGGGAGGAUGCCGACGGACAGAGUGACGCAGACGAGACGGAUGACGAAUAUGUUCCGUCAUCUUCGCGUAAUCCGAAAAAACGUCGUCGCUCCACGCGUCAUUCCAGUGUGUCUUCCCAUGUCCCCACUUAUACCACGACCCAAUACGUAUCGCCUCCCGCAAAACGACUUCGCGCUGCCCCCCUCCCACGAAACGCGCAAGCCGUCCCUGGCAGUGCUCCCAACUUUGCAAACAAAUCUAACCCCUGGGCAUGUCCCUAUUGCAAGUGGGUUCAGCGCAAUCAUCGUACACCUGACCUUAAACGACAUAUCCGCACGCAUACGCGUUUCGAAAGACCUGCGCAGUGGGUCUGCUGCGGUAUACCAGCUGAAUCGGCUGCAUUGUACAACGUUCCGCACAACGCGACUCCCUACAUUCACAACGGCAAACAAAUGAUCGGAGGAUGCGGGAAGGAGUUCAGCAGGCGGGACGCGCUCAAGCGUCAUCUGGGCAACGACCAUAUCUCUUGUGUGGGAGAUAUCGACGCGUUCGCUAAUGUCUACGAUGAUUAAUUACGAACUUAUGAAAUGAUCGGCUUUGUGAUGGCUAUCAAGAUAAUCUGAUAGCAUUUUCUUACAUGUAUCAUCAAGUACCUUAUCAUACCCUGGACACAGCGCUUAUCUCUCUUAUAUAUGGAACUCAAGUGUCACCCUUCUACCCCAGCUACCAUUGAACCAUCUUUCUGUACAUUGCUUGUCGCAUUUUCUUAACUUCGUCAGGAUGCUGGUAUUGUUAUGUAUGUACUUCCCGUAGAACAACCAUCAAUCACUCUCCUACUAUAUGGUUGUCAGACAUUUUGACGUCAAGCACUAGUUCCAUUUUCUCCGUCAA